This is a messenger RNA of Dinoponera quadriceps, 975 nucleotides long. RefSeq names its product odorant receptor 4-like. The record is from RefSeq and is a predicted model, not a curated record. Bases 1 to 975 code for a protein of 324 amino acids. Gene Ontology annotation, cellular component: plasma membrane. Gene Ontology annotation, biological process: detection of chemical stimulus involved in sensory perception of smell; sensory perception of smell. The transcript has 6 exons. Lineage: Eukaryota; Metazoa; Arthropoda; Insecta; Hymenoptera; Formicidae. Gene Ontology annotation, molecular function: odorant binding; olfactory receptor activity.
AUGGUAAAGGCCGGUCUUUAUUUUUACGGAGUUCGGCCGUAUUUGCCGUCAACUUUGUUGUUCCGAUCUUACUGGGUUGUGGCUUUGGGCACGGCUCAGGUCUUUCAGUACGGUUACGUAGUCUACAGCGAUCCUGACAGCUUCUCCGAAUUCAUGGACGGAGUGAGCAGCGCGAUGGCACACUCGCUGCUCUUCAUCAAGCUGAUUAUCUUGUGGGUCAAUCAACGUCUCGGGGUCCUCGCCGCUAACGCGGGCGAUCCCGAGAAAUGGGAGCCAUACAAUCGGGAGCUCAUCCUGAAGAUGAAAUUUCCGUUCGAAAUUAGCACGCAUCCUAUAUACGUGGCUGUCACGGUGGUACAAUUCAUCCACUUAGUGUUUGUUGGCUGGGGCAUUGGCUUUGUCAACACACUUCUCGUCAGUCUGAUACUUCACAUCGGUGGUCAAAUCGACAUUCUUCAGGACUGGUUCAAAAGAGCAUUCGCUAGAAACGAAUUGGAGCAGUCGAACGAGAUUACGCCACAACUGCUGGUAACGAAGCACCAACAGAUUAUCAUGUUCUCGGAGAACAUCGAGAAUCUCUACACAUACAUCGCAUUCAUGAUAUUAUUGUCGAACACCCUGAUCAUUUGUUGCUUAGGAUUCGUCAUUGCCACUUCUCUUGACGAGCCCAACGCUGCGGCAAUUUUGGUGAAGUCUUUCAUGUUUUACGUCACGAUGAAUCUGGAUGUGUUUACAUACUGCUACGCCGGCGAGUAUUUGAGCGCGAAGAGCAAAAUGAUCGGCGACGCAGCGUACGAUUCUGUUUGGUAUAACGUCGCGGCGAAGAAUAGUCGGAUCGUGUUUUUCGUCGUUUUGAGAUCGCAGAAACAACUAACGAUUACGUGCGGAAAAAUCAUGGACCUUACUUUGGAACGUUUCACUAGCGUUGUGAAAGCAUCGGCUUCAUACAUGUCGGUGCUUUUGGCGAUGUACUGA